AACAGGAAUGGCGCGGGACAGACGGAUAAUAGUCGCAGGUAGAAAGGCAAUUGUAUUUACUCUAUAGUCAUGUGACUGGACCUUUCAAGUAAGGGCCGCUUUAUAAAGGGUUCGCUCUGACAAAGUUCCUAGUGAAGCGCCUACAGGCGGGGGAAGUGCUGCUUUCUCCUCACCACUCCCGCCCAUUUUGUCCCUUUGCCAAAAAUGUGAAAGCGAAACGCUGGUGUAACUGUGAGCUGCUCCCCUCCUACUAAUCACUGGAGUUAUUUUAAACUUCCAGCUCGGAUAACCCAGUGGAAACAACAGUCCGGAGUCAGGGAAAGCAGGAGGGAGGGAGGCAGAAAUGAGAGGGGGAAGCCCCGACAUGCCCGCGGGAUAAAGAGCGCAGGGUGCGAGUCCUAUGGAAGGCUGCGGAGACCCGAGGGGCAGUCUAGGGAAAGACUUACAAGGCUGAGGAGGAUGGAGGCGCAGGUUCUCUACUCCCGGACCGAUCCCCAGUGAUGUCCCUCCCGGUGCUUCUCCCUGGCUCGUGCUGCCCCAUGGCGGGUUUAUCCACUUCUAUGGGCAAUGUCCCCUCUGCUUCUGCCCCGGGGGGAGACCCGUCGCAUCACCGACCCCGCAGAAGUCGCGGAGGACUGCAGCCUCCUCGUUGUUCUGCAUCCCAAGGGCUUUGCUCCCCUCCUCCACCCCCUGCCUUAUCUUCCAGGCGCCGGGCGGGGUCCGGGCUUAUCCUGCCGGGGAGACCUCUACUUUCCCUGGGCUUGUUGCAGCUCAUCCUGGGCUGUUGUACUGUGGCCCUCAGCUUCGGAGCCCUUUCUCUCAGCAAGUCCCCCCAGAUCAGGAGCUCUUGUCCCUUCUGGGCUGGAUCCUCGGUAAUUCUGUCUGGUAUUGUAGGACUGACAACAUGGAAGAGGCCAAUGGUAUUGCUAGUAAACCUAUUUGUCAUGUUAUCGGUGGUCUGUGUCCUGCUGAACCUGGCUGGAUUUAUCUUGGGAUGCCAAGGGGCUCAGUUUGUAUCCAGUGUUCCCAGCUGUCAGCUGGUGGAACUGAUUGAAGGCAAAGUCUGUGUGUGUUGUGAAGAAAUCUAUGCCAACAAGUGCCUUGAAAGAGAGAACUUUCUAAAGCUUUUCCCGGUUCAGUCCUGUAAUGCAGUUCAUCUCUUACUCAAGAAAGUCUUCUUCGCUCUGUGUGCACUGAAUGCCCUUACUACCACUGUGUGCCUGGUUGCUGCUGCCCUGCGCUACCUGCAGCUCCUCACAACUAGAAGGCCCUGCACAGAUGAGUCGCAAGUAUCAGCUGAGGAAGGGGAAGAACAAGAUCGGGUUCCAGACCCUGACGAUUUUGUUGCUCCUGCGCCGCCUCCAUCUUAUUUCUCUACAUUUUAUUCCUGCACCCCCCGAAUGAAUCAGAGGAUGAUUGGCAAUGAGACAAUUCCUUUGCCACACAUAUAUGGAUCCAGGUUCAAAGGGAUUGAAGUAUAUUGCCCUAUGGAGCCACCUCCACCAUAUGAAGCUGUGGUCGGCCAAAGUAGUUCAUCUGAGGAGACAGCUGUACAAAUCCCAGAUACAGCAACAGUCAGCACAUCUUCAGAACCACAUGGUGCUCAGGUCAACCCAGAAUCUUCAAGUACAUGUAGUAUUGAGGUAGAGCCAGUACUCGGAGCCAGUGCACAAACUGAUGCAGCACCGGAAAGUGACUUAACAAAUAUGCCUUCCAGGAAGAGAUCGCACAGUGAUCCAGUCAUGUCUGACCUUCCCACAAAGGGAGGAGCGCCAAGCUGUGAAGCUGCCACACAAACAGAAGUAAGGCCACCACUGGAGACUGUCGCACUGAGACGAGCCUUGAGAGCAAGAGCCGUCCGAUCAAGACCUCGAUCUCUAGUAGAUUACAAAUCCUACAUUGACACUAAACUACUGGUGGCCCGUUUUCUAGGGGAACCAUCGUGCAGUAUGACUCCUGACAUAAGAGAACUAGUGGAAAGCAUCAAGACUGUCCUCAAGUCAGAUGAAGAGCACAUGGAUGAAGCCAUUCUCAGUGCCAAUUUCCUCGAUGAGGUAAUGAGCCCAAGCCAGCAAGUCACCAGCACAACUCGUAGAUUGCCAUGCAGACGAUAUCCUGGUCUUGUGCACUUAGAAAGCUGUGGAGAUGUAAGCACUUUUUGUACUGCAGAGACACCGAGAGAGGAGAGAAGAAACCAUCGGAGAGCCAGUGAAAGGCCCCAUAGUCUAAUUGGAGUUGUGCAGGAAACAAUAUUGUGAGGAAAUAAUCUGCAGACAUGAAGAGACUCUGUGUGGUCUCCAGGGAACUGUUCUGUGAGCCUGUGUUUUGGUUCAGUCCCUAUUGGUGUCAGUGCUGCGUUUACUAAAUAUCUACAAAUGAACUGGUAAAGUACCAAGGGCCAGUCAUGUUGAUAGAACACACAUUGUGGUGCUCUCUGUGUUUCUGGGACAGACCUAGAAGUCUGAUUAAUAUAAACGAAAAACAAAAGCGUUGUAACAUUGCAAGCAUUGUGUACAAAGUUUUUAGAGUGGAAUGAUCACUGUGUAUAUAGAUUUAGAUGUCUCAGGGUUUUGCAAUACUGUGAGGUAAUGCAUCAUGCACUGUAUUAAUGUGCAAUCUUGCUUUUUCAAGGCAUGGUCAUUUUAAUCUGUAAAUCAAUGCUUGCACUAAAGAUUCAGUCUCCUUUAAUAAUAUGAUAUGCUGGACUACUGAGAUGAAAUAAAGCAGAUGCACUCUCACAUCA
This is a messenger RNA of Xenopus laevis (African clawed frog), 2743 nucleotides long. It is a transcript of the gene entrep1.L, whose product is annotated as family with sequence similarity 189 member A2 L homeolog. The coding region runs from base 501 to 2258 and encodes 585 amino acids. NCBI's taxonomy places the organism in Eukaryota, Metazoa, Chordata, Amphibia, Anura, Pipidae. The record is from RefSeq and is a predicted model, not a curated record. The transcript has 11 exons. Gene Ontology annotation, cellular component: membrane.